Brassica napus (rape) is the source of this 1140-nucleotide messenger RNA. RefSeq lists its product as uncharacterized. Lineage: Eukaryota; Viridiplantae; Streptophyta; Magnoliopsida; Brassicales; Brassicaceae. The record is from RefSeq and is a predicted model, not a curated record. Bases 1 to 1140 code for a protein of 379 amino acids. The transcript is spliced from 4 exons.
AUGUCGAUCUAUGCACUCGCGAAGGUGUGCAUGUUCAAAUUCAGGCAUUGCAAACGCUUCGUGACGGCUAAAUGCGUUGAUAAACAGUGUAGUUGGAGGGUAAUGUCUAAGCAACUGGCUGAAGUUCGAAAGCAGUACAAAAAACAUGGAACAUCUAGAGUGCUUGCAGCUCUUUUGCGGUCAAAAUACGAAAGACUCCAAGGUGGACCUCGUGCUAUGGAACUGCCAGAAAUACUGCGAACUGAAUUCAACUAUACAUGCACAUACUGGAAAGCUUGGAAAGCUAAAGAACUAGCUAUUGCGUCUGCCCAAGGAACAGAGGAGAUGUCUUACAAAAUACUACCACAGUACUUUCACAAGCAUUUGCGGAAAGUCCUUGUGGUGGACGGAACCCACAUGUUUGGGAAAUACAAAGGGGUUUUGCUUAGUUCUAGCGGCCAAGACGCAGACUGCCGCGCAUUCCCUAUUGCUUUCGCAGUAGUUGAUAGCGAGAACUCGGAUUCUUGGAAGUGGUUCUUCGAAAGAUGCGCCGCAAUAUUUGCAGCUAAUGAUAGAUGGUAUCCGCGUGCACACCAUGGUAUUUGUCUUGAACACCUUAAGCGUAACGUGGCAGAAAAGUACAAAAGACUGCAGCAGAAGGAUAUGGUCGCCAGCGCCGGAGAGGCAUUCAAAGUUUCCAAGUUUGAAAAGCUCUAUGAGCUAAUAAAGCUUACGGAUUGGAGAUGUUGGGAUUAUUUAGAAAAAAUUCACCGCAAGUUAUGGAAACGUUCACAUUUUGAAGGAAAGAGAUAUAACAUGAUGACUUCAAAUAUAGCGGAAUCGUUGAAUCAUACACUGCUGCCAGCCCGUGAAAGUCCUAUAGUGGCACUGAUGGAGUUUAUUAGACGAAUGUUGACUCGAUGGUUUGAGAGCAGGCACUGCAAGAUCAGUAAAAUGACUGGAAUUGUUCCUAAAUUAAUCAAGCAAAUACUGGUCGAACAGUUAGUGUUGUCUACUGGCCUUCUUGUUUUGCCAUGUUCCACUUGGGUAUUCGAAGUUACACACAAGGCAACUGUUUUUGGUUUUUCUGUUGAUUUGAAAAACGAGCUUGCUCCUGCCUUGAAUUCCAGAUGCUCGGGCUGCCAUGCCGACAUGCUAUAG